Cuscuta campestris is the source of this 2785-nucleotide messenger RNA. The record is from the annotation of a GenBank genome assembly. Lineage: Eukaryota; Viridiplantae; Streptophyta; Magnoliopsida; Solanales; Convolvulaceae.
UUGCACACACUGUUGGCCUCACACCACAAUCCAUAUGCAAUACCUCAUAUCUUUAUUGACAAAUUCGGGUUAUGUGACAAGAUAUGUUUUAAAAUCUUUCAGUAAUGAUUCAGUUGUUCUCUUCUUUUUCCCACAUAAGCUAUGGUCCUUGGCUUAAUAAUGAAAGGGUGUCACCAACCAAAAUUUCUCGCAAUACGCCAAUACCAAAGAAACAUAAAUCACGCAUGCACACCUCAAUACCCCAUUCUCUAAGUUCUUUCAUAUCUCUAACAUGCAAACACUACAAAACAAUUGGUACACAAAAGCACACCACCCAAGCCUGUGCGAAAGCACAUGGUAGAAAACUAGGGACAAGUGACAAGGCGCAUGAUCUGGAUUUCUAUGCCACGAGGGAUAAGAGCGUUUGUUGGCUUUGAACGGACGCUCAACCUCCUCAGCUUCUCUCUGCACUCGGCACAUGAAACCUGUUCACCUCUUUGACCUCUGAUAAUUUUUGUCUUUCAAUCGAUUUUGCCUAUGGGGUGCACGACAUCGCCGGAGUCAUGCUGGCCUCUGAUUUCCUUGCAUUCACGGCCUCUCUCACAAACAAAGAAACAGGUUGAGGUGAUUCAGGCGGCGAUUGUGGUGGUUUGUUUUGGCUCGAUUUUGACUAUGGCGUUGCCUAGAGGUGAUUGACGUGGCUGGCCCAACAAGACCACCAGCUGCAACGACUACAACUACAGGUUUUGGUGCAAUCGCCUUUUCCUUCCUUCAUCAAUCUCUGGUAGAAUUGGUUUACAAUACUUCCUCUCCAGUGCUGCUCCCGUUCAUCAUCGCCCAAGUGAGAUGGAGGUGACAUGGCAUUGAGGUGGAUUUAGUGUUUAUGAGAGCUGUUUCACUUUCGGCCUUGAAAAUCAGACGCCACCCAAAUACGCCGUUUCAUAUCUUUUCACCGGCGCCGGUUCCCUAUGCGACCGGAGAAGUUCAAGAAAACACCCCGUCAAGCAUCGAUUCCGGUGAGUAGCUUCCGGCACCCAUCCGUCGACCCUCAGAAUUAGCCAAACCCAUUGUACACGAAUGAGCCAGUACGAAGAAGAAACAUUCCAGACUCAAUUUUGGACGCAUUUUGACAAGUUUGCGCCUGUUCACCAGUCAUGCUGCAUCAAUCGAGCAACUCCGCCUAACCCAUCAGGCCCUAUUUUGUGUAAUUGAAGCUGAAUGGACGAAGGCCUUAUUUUCUCAACUGUGGAUGUAGCAAGUGGUUUUGGAAGUGAGAAAUGGAUUCUACGAGAACUCAUGCUUCAACUUUGGAUUUUGCUUCUAUAUACCCUUCAUUAAUGAAAGUGCAUAAUUUAUGCUACUGCACUCUGGUAUAUAAAUAAAAAGAAAAAAAUGCAGUGACAUGGCGCUUGAUAAGUCCGUUUCGAGGGGACAUGGCGCAUGAUCUGGAUUACUAUGCCACGAGGGAUAAGAGCGUUGGAUGGCUUUGAACGGACGCUCAACCUCCUCAGCUUCUCUCUGCACUCGGCACAUGAAACCUCUUCACCUCUUUGACCUCAACGCAGAUUAUUUUUGUCUUUCAAUCAAUUUUGCCUAUGGGGUGCACGACAUUGCCGGAGUCAUGACGUGCCACAGAUUUCCUUGCAUUCACGGCCUCUCUCACAAACGAAGAGACGGGUUGAGGUGAUUCAGGCGGCGAUUGUGGUGGUUUGUUUUUGCUCGAUUUUGCCUAUGGCGUUGUCUAGAGGCAAUUGACGUGGUUGGGCCAGCAAGACCGACAGCUGCAACGACUACAACUACAGGUUUUGGUGCAAUCGCCUUUUCCUUCCUUCAUCAAUCUCUGGUAGAAUCGGUUUACAAUACUUCCUCUCCAGUGCUUCUCCCGUUCGUCAUCGCCCAAGCAGGUGGAUUCACUGGAUGGCGUCCAACACACAAUUUUGAUUUGCGUUUGAGUUUCUUCUGAUUUCUGCUGCAAUCGACUUACUGGUUUUUCACAUGAGGAGUUCGACCUCGCUACAGUUAAUGGUGUAACGUCAGGAUGUUUCUGAGAAACAGGUGUGAGCAUAUAGUGAAGCAGAGGUGAGAUACGUAGAUAUAGGCAUGGCGUCUUCCAAUGUGGUACAUUGAGGAACAUUAUUGAAAGAUAAAUCCCUAUCAAAAGUCUGACACGUGAGUUUGGAGUUUGUAUGAGUAAGGUUCGUAUGGUGUGUCACUCACUCUUCUCCGAUUAGCUGAAUUUGUCAAUGUCACAUUGCCCAGAGGUUAAUUUUUUUCACCAUUUGAAUGCAUGUUCUUCAAGUUUUUAUCUAUUUCUGCUUGCAGCCUGUUCUCCCAUAGUAAACUUAAUUUCUGGUGAGACACCAGUGUUCCCAAUGCACCACUUUGAUUUAAUGGACUUUGAUAAGGUCUGCAAGAAUGGGUCAAUAUUACAUACUUAUAGCUUAUUUUGUCUUUUUAAAUGUGUUUCUAUUGUUGCUGGUUUAGUCAAAUUUAUAUCCUAUAGAACGAAAAGUUUUCACAAACAUGGUCAGGCAUGUUUGCACGGAGGGGAAAGUAUUGGUGAAGAAAAUUAUUGGGCUCAGGUGUAUGCCUCAUGCUAGAGCUUCAAGAUUUAAGGUGUGUUUUUAGUCAACAACCGGCGAAUCAGCGACGGAUGUUUCUUCCCUAAGCUCAAUGUAAUUAUUCCUUUUCUCUUUAAUCAUGGUAUACUUUGAUUUCUAUUGUGUUGCCUCUAGGCUAAAUUUCAUGGCUAGGGCACGGAUAGAUGAAACAUAUAUACUCAAAUUAGUAAACAAAGGGCUAAAUU